UAAAGUCUCUCUCUCUCUCUCUCUCUUCCCCUCUGUUCGUGUUUUUCCUGGCCGCCCUCCUCGUCAGGACAGUCAGCGGCAGCAGAAGGACGAACAGUUCGCCUCAGACAUGAUCAGGGUCACGAUGGGCUCGUCCUGGGCUCUGGUCUGCGCCACCGCUCUGCACUUCGUUCUGCUCAGCGCCGCAGUUGGAGAAAUUGCAAUUGAGCAGCGCGAGAUCUCCCUUGACAUUGACCAUGAAGGGAUGUUGCAGAAAGAGGUUGACUGGAGAGAGCUCUUUGACCUCGGGGAUCCCGACUUUGAAGGGCAGAGAAUUGUCGAUCCACCACUACCAGGCGGUUUCAUUCAAGGAGGCUUGAACCCAAGAGGACAUCCACCAAGCUUUUGGCCCCGUUCUCAUCGCGGCCCUCCCGCGCUGGACUACCCGGUUGAGUUUCCCCUUGGCCGACCAACAUCCGACAAUCUCCAAGCCAUCUGUAACAAUGGAGAACACCGUCCCCGCUACCCAGACUCUUACUUCCCUAGCUCUGGCUUUGGGAAACAGGUGCGAAUGGCCAAUGCCGUCAAUCACGCAGAGUCCUGGUUUAGCACAUGUUGCCAAGGGAACCAGACGUGGGAGCAAGACGUGACACUGUGUUGCGCCACACAGGCAUGGGCGCAGUCAGUCAAGCUGUUCUGUGAGGAGGACUCAUCGGUAAAGAAUCGCGUGUAUCACUGCUGUCAUCUGAGGGGCACUAAAAGAGAAAACUGCUUCCACGAGGAUGCAAAAAACAAAGACUACGCGGCGACAGAGGAGCUCCCAGUGUCACCAGUUCCCACUAAGGUCAACUUCAACUUUGACCCCAACUCUUGUCAGAGGACAGUGAUGACUCAACGUACUGUCACCUUUUACGGAGCAAAGAAGAGGAAGACGCCAUCUACACCUCAGAAAGCACACGUCGACUUUCCUCCUGGACGGCCGACCGCAGAUAACAUUGAAUCCGUGUGUCAGAACCAGAAGCUUCGCCCUCUCUUCAAUGUCAAGUGCCUGUCAGGUGCAAGAUAUAAAGCCGUGGCACUUCAGGCCAAGACCAUUAAUCGUAUAGAGAAGGGGUUCAAAAAGUGCUGCAAAAAGAAGAAGGACGUUCUCAACUGUGCUGACAAGAAGUGGAGUGAGGAGCUGAACAAGUUCUGCAUGGUUAAAACAGGCGAACAACAGACGUGUUGCACGGAUGAUCGGUACAACUGCUUUCAGUUAAUGUCUCCAGACCCAUUUUAUAAUAAGACUUCUGCUGAUGAAGAGCACUCGCUUGGCAAUGUAUGUGACACUCACCAGAUCAUCAAGAAGAGAUUCCCCGUUGGUUUUCCUCUGAAAACCUUUGUGAGCCAAUGCUGCCCCCUGCCUGAACAAAACAGAAACAGUUGUUCUGCAGAACAGGUUGAGAAAUUGUCAGUAGACCUGUGCGUGUCAGGGAGGGCCUCUUCUCCACCUGUCAGCGACUGCUGCGACAUGCCUUCACAAGAGAUUCCCCAGUGUAUCUCCAAAAUUCUCAUGGACGCCAUCGCCAAAGCAAGCAAUGCGUCACUCCAGAAGAAAAAGAAGAGGUGCCCUCUCUCUUAAGCCCUUACAGUAUGACAGCAGACAGGGAUUUCAGUAACUGAACAGUAAAUGUAGCACAGAAGCUUCAUCUUCUGCCGGUGUUAUUUACAGGUAUCUGAGAUCUUACAAGAAGAAUCGCUGAAAUGUCUAAUUAAACAAAUAUAUUGUUAAAUGCAUCGUUUUUAUGCAUCGUUUCGGACUCUUGUCUGUGUCACUGCACCACUCUUUCUUUAUUGGCUGCUCUUCGCAUAUUCGAUUAUGAAUGUAUUUCGUUGAUUCCGUUGGAGCUUCAAGAUCAGUUUUCUUAUUUUUAUAUGGUUUUAUAGUUUUACAAAGAUCAUAUUUGCCAGCAUUCUAAUAAAAAAUUAUUUCAAAUCUGUAUGUGCAAUUUUCUGUGCGACACGUUGCAUGCAACCUCUACUGAUACAGUGAGCUCACUUUAAAAUGUACACUUUUUAAACUUGAUGUAACCAAGCGCCCAAUAUUGCCAUACAGUGCUCUGCACAUAUGUUAACAGGGCAGUGAAUCUAAAUUACGACAUUCACAAAAUACACAAUAUAUGCAUGUAAAAAUCAUGAAAUAAAAAUAAAAUCCAGCCUCCA
Mugil cephalus (flathead mullet) is the source of this 2181-nucleotide messenger RNA. RefSeq names its product extracellular matrix protein 1-like. Gene Ontology annotation, biological process: signal transduction; regulation of bone mineralization. The transcript has 11 exons. Lineage: Eukaryota; Metazoa; Chordata; Actinopteri; Mugiliformes; Mugilidae. The record is from RefSeq and is a predicted model, not a curated record. The coding region runs from base 110 to 1600 and encodes 496 amino acids. Gene Ontology annotation, cellular component: extracellular region.